Messenger RNA from Thermothelomyces thermophilus ATCC 42464, 1801 nucleotides. RefSeq lists its product as uncharacterized. NCBI's taxonomy places the organism in Eukaryota, Fungi, Ascomycota, Sordariomycetes, Sordariales, Chaetomiaceae. Gene Ontology annotation, biological process: proteasome-mediated ubiquitin-dependent protein catabolic process. Gene Ontology annotation, cellular component: nucleus; cytoplasm; GID complex. Bases 261 to 1646 code for a protein of 461 amino acids. The record is from RefSeq and is a predicted model, not a curated record. The transcript is spliced from 3 exons. Gene Ontology annotation, molecular function: ubiquitin protein ligase activity.
CGGCACAUCUCCAGAGGGCCCGGGCAGCCCGACCAUUGAUUGCAUCUGGAAGCUACUGUGAACCUCUUAGGGUCCUGCUCCAACAACGCAACGACCCCCAACCACGAGAUCCAACCCAGCACGCUGACACUGACGAGGUUCGACAACCGCACCAGCGUCGUUCGUAUCGUGUGCGGAAGACGAUGCUGGGCGCUCCUGGCCCCUAACCACUGCUGCACUACAUCCACAAGUCCCGAGUUCGAGCAUAUCGUGCGUCGACGAUGGAGGCGAAACAAAAACUCGAGUCCCUCCUGGACGAGCUCUCGAACGCCAAAAACUUUCCCAGGCUAUCCGCGGCGGUGCAAGAUGUCGAUCAGGUCAUCCAGUUGCUCAGUGACGCCCGGGAUCAAAUCGCCGGAGCGAUGGACCCUCACAUCGCGAGCCUCACCAUGACGAUGCUGCAAAACCCCGUCAAGUUCGCCUUUGAAAAAGUAAACAAUGACCUCAAGGCGGCGUCGUCGGCGCACAAGAAGGUGGGAAAGUUACUAGACAAGUACUUCCCUCUAAAACAGCUACCGACGGAAAAUGACACCAUGGGGGACCACCUGCCUCUUAUCAACCGCGCCAUCGCCAUGCACCUGUUGCGGGAGGGCCAGUUCUCGGUUGCGUCGACCUUCAUAAGCGAAGUCCAAGGCGGAAGCCCACAAACACGCUCGACCGGAUUCGACGAGCCUAUGGACGAGGAUGAUGAAGAUGACGACGACGACGACGAUGACGACGAUGACGAGGAGACGGGUGAGGGGGACGGGCAGGAACAGGGGAAGGAUAGUCACCGAGCAAACGCAACCGGAAGCCCAGCAGCCCACGCGGACGAAUAUGACCUGUCGUCCCUCCACUCCCAAGAGCUCCAGGACAAGUUCGCCCAGAUGUACACAAUUCUGCAGCAUAUCAAGGCCAAGAACUUGCUACCCGCCAUUGAAUGGGCACGCGCGAACUCGGCCGAGCUGGAAGCCCGUGGCAGCAACCUGGAGUUUGAGCUUUCCAAGCUCCAAUACGUCUGGCUCUUCGAAGGCCCCGCCGUCAACAACCUUCCCGACGACGAGCACAACGGCCGCGCCGGCGCACUCGCCUACGCCCGCCAGCACUUCGGCCGCUUCCAAGCCCGUCACCUGCGCGAGAUCCAACAGCUCGCUUCGGCCAUGGUCUUCGCCCCGAACCUCCGGGAUUCCCCCUACCACAACACUUUCGCCAUCUCCGACGCCUUCACCGACCUCGCGACUUCCUUUACCCGCGAGUUCUGCAGCCUGCUCGGCCUCUCUGCCGAAUCGCCGCUCUACCUCGCCGUCACCGCAGGCGCCCUCGCGCUGCCCCGCCUGAUGAAGUACAUGCUCGCGACCCGCUCCAAGGGCACCGAGUGGACCUCGGCAGACGAGCUGCCGUUUGAGACGCCGCUGCCGGAGAGCAUGCUGUUCCACAGCAUCUUUGUGUGCCCCGUGUCCAAGGAGCAGACCACCGAGGACAACCCGCCCAUGGUGAUACCCUGCGGCCAUAUGCUAGCAGAGGAGACGCUCAAGAAGCUGGCCAAGGGGACCAAGGGGACCCGGUUCAAGUGUCCGUACUGUCCGAGCGAAGCCUCGAUCAAGGACGCCCGGAGGGUGAUCUUGUAGGAUGCUGUGCACUCGACGGGGAGCGGCGGGGGUGGGAGGGGAAAAAACGGAGUAGGAGGACGGGAGGGAGCAACUCGAUCAUUAACCGGCCCAACAUCCCAACGAUCUGGCGUUCUAGAGGAUGUUGGGGCCGAUAUCAUUAGCGAUGACGGCGG